Molecule: messenger RNA, 1513 nt
Organism: Carica papaya (papaya)
Lineage: Eukaryota; Viridiplantae; Streptophyta; Magnoliopsida; Brassicales; Caricaceae
Product: ethylene-responsive transcription factor RAP2-2-like
Biological process (GO): ethylene-activated signaling pathway; regulation of DNA-templated transcription
Molecular function (GO): DNA binding; DNA-binding transcription factor activity
Source: RefSeq, a predicted model, not a curated record
GACAUACACGUGGUAGAAACCUCUUUUUUUAAUAAAAAUAAGACAAAAAUGGAAAUUUUGCUGAAAGUUCCAAGUCAACUUGCCCGACAUGAAUUACCGUUUUAACCCUUCUCAUUUUCCUCCCCCCGCCACAACAAAACCCCGCGCCACCUGCUCUCCCCUCUUCAUUACUUCACUUCUUCUUCAUAGAUCCUUUACAGUCUUCUUCAUUAAUAUUAUUAUUUGUUUCGAUUCAAGUUCCAUCCGAACAUGUGUGGCGGUGCUAUUGUCGCCGAUUUUAUUCGUCGUAUUCGUAGCCGGAGAAGCACCGCCGUUGAGCACUGGCCCGAUUCCACUUCUGCCAAUUCCGACUGUAAUGACUCGGAUAAGAAACUGAAUCGACCGGAACCAACUCGCCACGAACCCGUCUCCCUCAAGAGGACUCUGCCGACAUCAGAUGAUGAGAAGCAGAUGGAGAGGACGGCGAAGAGGCAGAAGAAGAAUCUUUACAGAGGGAUCAGGCAACGACCGUGGGGAAAAUGGGCUGCGGAAAUUCGUGACCCGACGAAAGGAGUCCGUGGUAGGUUGGGUCCCUUCAACACAGCCGAGGAAGCAGCCCGAGCCUACGACAGAGAGGCCCGCAAGAGCCGCGGCAAGAAGUCGAAAGUCAAUUUCCCCAGUGAAGACGAUGAGUUCAUCGUACCAACCCAAACAAAACACUACAACCACAACCCACUCGCUAUCUCGACUCCUGCUCCUCCUCUGUAUCAGACUCAAAACCGAAGAGCUAAUUUUAACAGCGUUGGUUUCGGGUUCGGGUACGACCGGAACCAGGUCGCUUGUAAUUCAACCGGAUUCAGUGAGAAUCACGCAGCUAAUGCGACGACCCAUGAAGCGGUCAUUUCUUGUUGCGAGCAAAACUCGGGUAUUGGGUCCGGUUCCGGGUCCAGAUCGGAUUGUGGUUACUCUUCUUCACCGGAAUUCACCGGCCGCAACCAGAACUGCAACAACAAUUGCGGAGUGAGGGUGAAGGAAGAAGAGCAGAAGGCGGAAGCAGAGGAGGAAGAAAACGAGGUGCAGAAAUUGUCAGAGGAGCUAAUGGCUACGAGAACUAGAUGAAAUUCCGUAUCCUUCGACGACGCCCCUGCAGCUUCAAGUGCCGUGCAAGGGCGUCGUUUUCCGUCUGCUUUCAGUUCUUCCUUUCCGUUUCUUCAAUUCUGAAAUUGUGGACUGUGUUGUCGGAUGUUGUGACUGUAAAUUUAAUGCGUAGUGUAUGUGUAUACAUACAUUUGUACUUUAGAUUUUUUUGAAAAGAAAAAUGAAUUUUGUGUUAUGUGUUUAUAGGAAAAAGCAAUUAGAUAAAAAAAAAGUAAAUGAAUCUCUGAAAGAAAGUCAUUUGGAUGUUGGAGGGAUUUAGGUUGACGCGAAAAGAAGGAGACGAAAUACCAACUGCGGUGCUGACGGCUUGACUUUCUGGUAUACUUUGUCUCUCUCGGCAGCGUGAUGCCAGCAUGUUGUAAUAGUAUGUGUUUUA